Toxorhynchites rutilus septentrionalis is the source of this 839-nucleotide messenger RNA. RefSeq lists its product as uncharacterized. The coding region runs from base 26 to 748 and encodes 240 amino acids. The record is from RefSeq and is a predicted model, not a curated record. NCBI's taxonomy places the organism in Eukaryota, Metazoa, Arthropoda, Insecta, Diptera, Culicidae. The transcript is spliced from 3 exons.
AGUUUUGUGUUGAUCACAGAGUGAUAUGCUCCCAUCUCGUAUAAUGUUUAAAGCAUUUAUAUUAGUUUUUGUUGUGUUGCGCUUUUUGAGAGACAUCGAAACGUCUCAAAAUGUCACUCAAACUUCAAUUGAACUGAACACGGAUGAAGCCAAUGAUGUUGCAGAAGCUAUUCUGAAUGGUGGACUACAAGGAUUUUUCGUAGCCAAUAUCAGUCACAACGAAGAGGAUAUCGGUUCAUGUCAAAUUUUGAGAACAAGCGUUUAUCAGGUCGAAUUGCGAGCGAGUGGAGAUGUGUUUGAAAUUAUUGCCGAAGAAAGUGAAACACGAAAUACUCUGAAUUGUUUGAAGAAAGACAAAUUUGUUAGUCUGAUAAACGAAGGAAACAUCACGAGGGCACGACAACUGGAAUGUGUUGCUAGUGGUGAGACACUGCCAAAAGAGCUACCAAUCGACCAUUUCGUAAAGUUUAUGUCUGCAAUUUCAAAGGAAGAAUUUCGCAUAAUGGACGCGAAUGAGUCACAAAGGUUCGAUUAUGACGACAUUGGCAUUCCCAAAGAAAUCCAGUCAACAGAGUUCCAUAUAAAAAUAUUAGGCUCUGGCGAGGAAUUUUUGGUUGACACACACGAAGUGAUUGAUUUCUACAUGUCAAUUCCAGUUGCCGUCAGGUCGGGAUCACGAUCGAAACUUUUGCUGUCAUUAGUUGGCGGAGGUAAUUAUACUAAGAUGAGAAAAGUGAAACGAGUGUAGUUAAUUAUUUUGGCUCUGCGACGUACCAAAUUUUCUUCUACAUCUGUAUAAAAUAAUUCAAUCGAUACUAAUAAAUUUUAUUCUAAUGAUA